GCAUCGCGUCGCGCUCGCCGCCUUCGAGAACGAGCUCGGCGUGCAGGACCCCGUGGGCUUCUGGGACCCCGCCGGCCUCGCCGACGACGGCGACGUCAUGAAGUUUCGACGCAGAAGAUCAGUGGAGAUUAAGCACGGCCGCCUCUCCAUGCUG
This is a messenger RNA of Prorocentrum cordatum, 154 nucleotides long. The record is from the annotation of a GenBank genome assembly. NCBI's taxonomy places the organism in Eukaryota, Dinophyceae, Prorocentrales, Prorocentraceae.